AUGCUGAUUCUGAUGCUGUUGUUAGCGUGCAAGAGCCAUGAGGCGGUGCUGAUCGCCGCAAAUGGUUCUUCAUCAACCACGCAACAAGUGAUGAUGGUGGCAACGACGACACAGAAAAGAGAUCUCCAAAAUCAAUCACGACCACAAACCGAGGAAAGACCGAAGCCACAGUUGAGAGAAUUUAAAGCCUACGCUCCACCGCCGUUAGAAACGAAACAUCGGAUAUACGAUUACAUUGGGACAGAACUCGAGCGAGAACCCUACAUGAUCAUUUGUUGCACGCAUUCGCUGAAUCUUCAGCCCGAUCGUUUGAUCGUGAUCGAUUUGAAUCCAGAGAGUGCUGCGUAUCAAAAGGUGAGCAGUGAGUUGAUCUUUCCGCAAAUCGGUGACGAACUGUGCAAAAUGAACUGGACAAGAUCAGCGGCGAAUCUGGGUGAGAUGGCAAAGGUCUCUCGUUCUCAUCUUCUCGUCCCGUGCAUGGCCUCGAAUCGGAUCUACAUCGUUUCCGUUGAGGGAUUGAUUUUAAAAUUAGUAAAGGUCAUUGAAACGAAAGAGUUGACGGUGCGUGACUUGUCGUGUCCGUAUUCCGUUCACACUCUGCCGCUUUCCGGCGCACCCAUUCAUGUAGCUUGUCUGGGAGAUCGACAUGGUCACGGAAAAGGAGACUUUCUUCUGAUCGAUCGAAAAACGUUCACAAUUCGGGAAAGGAUAAAUAAAAGCGAAUUCGCCACGUUUGGAGGAGAGUUCGCCUUGCAGACGAGAUUUAACGCGAUCAUUUCCUGUGAAUGGGGCCAUCCAAGGCAAUUUCAAAGCGGACUUCUUCGCGGGGAUUUCAACGAAAGUGACAGCCCCUUGGCCGAAUUGGCCUCAAACGAUCGCCACUCGGUGAGCACAUUAUCAGCAAUCAAGACGCUGAUUUUACCGCAAAAUCCUCUCUUUGGAAAUCGGCUAAACGUUUGGCAAAUCUCGCCAGGACUUUUAAAGCAAACGAUUGACUUAGACCCAAAAGAGGGAUCAUUGACGACGUGUAUACGUUUUCUUCACAAUCCCGAUUGCAAUCACGCAUUCGCUUGCUCGGCGCUCGGAUCGACAAUCUAUCAUGUUCACAUGAAUUCGCUAAGUGGUGAAUUCAAAGCUGACAAGAUCAUUCAACUGCCACGGAUCAGAGUCUCCGGUUCAAACGAUCCGUUGAAUGUCUCCGGUUCAAACGAUCCGUUGAAUGAAGAUGGUCUCCCGGCGAUGCUCACCGAUUUGGUGAUCUCGAUGGACGACAAAUUUUUGUAUGUUGCCGCGUGGCUUCACGGGAUGAUCCUCCAAUACGAUAUCUCUGAUCCAUUCAAAGGCACCUUGUUCUCAAAGGUCCAACUCGGCGGCAUUCUUCAAUCACCGAACAGCUCUCGGGUUACCGGUUUUGAUUUGGGACAGGAGCACUUGCACCCAAUCAGGACAAUCAUCAAGGAUUGCGCUUUUCGGGGCGGACCAGCUUCGUUGCAAUUGAGUUUAGAUGGACGGCGUUUGUAUGUGGGCAAUUCUUUCUACAAGCCCUGGGACGCGCAAUUUUACCCCGAAUUGAUUGUAGAAGGCGGUCAAAUCGUGCUCGUCGAGAUUUCCGCCAAAGACAGCACGAUGCAGCUGAGCAAGGAGUUUCUCGUCGAUUUCGGCAAACUCAGCGACGGUCCAUUUCUGCCGCGCGAUGCUCGCUUUCCGCAGGGUGAUUCGACCAGUGAUAACUUUUUA
This is a messenger RNA of Mesorhabditis belari, 1737 nucleotides long. The record is from the annotation of a GenBank genome assembly. NCBI's taxonomy places the organism in Eukaryota, Metazoa, Nematoda, Chromadorea, Rhabditida, Rhabditidae.